This is a messenger RNA of Onychomys torridus (southern grasshopper mouse), 4456 nucleotides long. It is a transcript of the gene Slc24a1, whose product is annotated as solute carrier family 24 member 1. Gene Ontology annotation, biological process: long-term synaptic potentiation; visual perception; intracellular calcium ion homeostasis. Gene Ontology annotation, molecular function: calcium, potassium:sodium antiporter activity; calcium channel activity. Gene Ontology annotation, cellular component: membrane. Bases 1 to 3426 code for a protein of 1141 amino acids. NCBI's taxonomy places the organism in Eukaryota, Metazoa, Chordata, Mammalia, Rodentia, Cricetidae. The transcript has 10 exons. The record is from RefSeq and is a predicted model, not a curated record.
AUGGGGAAACUGCUCAGGAUGGGGACACAGGAGAGGCGGUUAUCCCGACGACCAAAGAGGCUUCAUUGGAGUCGCCUCUUUUUCCUCCUGGGAAUGUUGAUCAUCGGUUCCACCUAUCAGCACCUGAGGAGACCCCAGAACUCCCCCUCAAUGUGGACAAAAGUUUCUUCCCAGCAGCCUAUUAAGUUGGCCAGCAGGGACCUCCCCAGUGAUGAGAUGAUAGUGGUGGGCAGUGACCCUCCAGAGGCUAGUUCUGAAGUGGAUGGUGAGAUGCUGGUACCCCAAAACACAGUGAUCAGGGAUGAAGCAACACCUCGCAUAACAAUGGAGGACACCCCUAGUCCACCCAGAACAACCAAGAUCACCCCAAUGUCACCCAAGAAUAAUUACAACCCUAUAGCAGCCGGCAAAGAAAGAGAAAUGGAAAACACCCCCCUUACACCCAGCAGGCCCUCAUACCACUUCAUCUCAAUGUCAGGCAGAGAAAGAAUAAGAAACUAUACCCCAAUACCCAGGGGAGAAAGGAGGAACUCCAUCCCAACUCACUCUAGGGAAAAGAGAAGGAAGUAUACCUCAUCCCCAGCAGGUGCACCAUCUGAUACCACCCCCACAACCACAGAGAAAGACAGCAAAACAAUGGCAACCUACAGGCUGUUGGAGACCAGACCUCCCGAAGGAACAGCGGAAGAAACUACAGCAGCUUCUUUCAAGAGAGUGGUUCCAAACACCCCAACUUUCUUAACACCUGAAGUAGAAGCAAGCCUCUUAACUUCUCCAAGUUUGGUGGAAGAGAACACCCUGGGCAGUCCUAGAAGAGAGGAACAAAACAGCUCUACCAGUCCCCAGGGAGCAGUCCCCCAGCACACCCCAGCCACAUCUGAGGAGCAAGUGAGAGUGAACACCAGGGUGGGUCGCACCCCAGCAACCAUCCACGCAUCCACUGUUGCCUGGAGAACUAGCAACCCCUUGUCCAGAACCAGUGUACCGACCACUAGAAUUGCCUCAGCCACCAACAGGGAGCUGGCAAAGAGACCUCCCACAGCACACAGUGCCCCAGUAACUCCCAAAGUUAAGGCAACCCUGACCACACAGGUCCACCGCUGUGUGGUUGUGGAGCCAGCCCCAGCUGUACCCAUGACCUCAUCUCCAAGCAUGACAAAUAUCCUGUUCCCAGAGGCACCCAGUUCCAGUCCCUCAACUUUACCACCUGGCUGGCCAAACCUCCACCACAAGGCAGAGUACCCCCCAGACCUGUUCAGUGUGGAGGAUCGGCGGCAGGGCUGGGUGGCCCUGCACAUCUUCGGCAUGAUGUACGUGUUUGUGGCCUUGGCCAUUGUGUGUGAUGAGUACUUCGUCCCAGCCCUGGGAGUUAUCACAGACAAGCUGCAGAUCUCUGAGGAUGUGGCAGGAGCCACAUUCAUGGCUGCCGGAGGCUCAGCCCCUGAGCUCUUCACCUCUCUCAUUGGUGUCUUUAUCUCCCACAGCAAUGUGGGUAUCGGGACCAUUGUGGGCUCUGCUGUGUUCAACAUCCUUUUUGUCAUUGGCACCUGUGCCCUUUUCUCCCGGGAGAUCCUCAAUCUCACCUGGUGGCCCUUGUUCCGUGAUGUCUCUUUCUACAUCCUUGACUUGUCCAUGCUCAUUCUCUUCUUCCUGGAUAGUCUGAUUGCCUGGUGGGAGAGUCUGCUGCUGCUGCUGGCCUACGCCCUCUAUGUGUUCACCAUGAAGUGGAACAAGCAGAUUGAGCUUUGGGUGAAAGAGCAGCUCAGCAGGAGGCCAGUAGCCAAGGUCAUGGCCCUGGGGGACCUCAGCAAGCCCAGCGAUGGUGCCGUUGAGGAAAACGAGCCACAGGAUAACAAGAGGCUGAAGCUCCCGUCUGUGCUGACCCGAGGGAGCAGCUCGGCCUCACUCCACAACAGCAUCAUCCGCAGCACCAUCUACCACCUCAUGCUCCACAGCCUGGACCCCCUGGGGGAAGCCCGCCCCUCCAAGGACAAGCAGGAGAGUUUGAAUCAGGAGGCCAGAGCCCACCCCCAGACCAAAACAGAGGGCAAUCCAGACGAGGAGGAGCCAGCCGAGCUCCCUGCGGUCACGGUCACUCCAGCCCCUGCUCCAGGCGCCAAGGGAGAUCAGGAGGAGGAGGAUCCAGGCUGCCAGGAAGAUGUGGGUGAGGCUGAACACACAGGAGAUAUGACACAAGAUGAACACGAAGGGGAAACUGAGGCAGAAGGAAAAGAAGAUGAACAUGAAGGGGAAACUGAGGCAGAAGGAAAAGAAGAUGAACACGAAGGGGAAACCGAGGCAGAAGGAAAAGAAGAUGAACACGAAGGGGAAACUGAGGCAGAAGGAAAAGAAGAUGAACACGAAGGGGAAACCGAGGCAGAAGGAAAAGAAGAUGAACACGAAGGGGAAACUGAGGCAGAAGGAAAAGAAGAUGAACACGAAGGGGAAACCGAGGCAGAAGGAAAAGAAGAUGAACACGAAGGGGAAACUGAGGCAGAAGGAAAAGAAGAUGAACACGAAGGGGAAACCGAGGCAGAAGGAAAAGAAGAUGAACACGAAGGGGAAACCGAGGCAGAAGGACAAGAAGAUGAACAAGAAGGGGAAGGUGGAAUCCGAGCUGACGACACUGAGGUAACAGCUGGUGAAGGUGAGACAGAAGUGGAUGCUGAGAAUCAGUGUGAGACCACCCAAGGCGAGAGAGGUGCAGAUGGUGGAGGGGGAAGUGAUGGAGGGGACAGUGGAGAAGAGGAAGAUGAUGAAGAGGAGGAGGAGGACGACGACGAGGAGGAAGAGGAGGAGGAGAGCGAGGAGCCUCUGUCCUUAGAAUGGCCUGAAAGCAGGCAGAAGCAAGCCAUUUACCUCUUCCUCCUGCCCAUUGUCUUCCCGCUGUGGCUGACAGUGCCCGAUGUCCGGAGGCAGGAGUCCAGGAAGUUUUUCGUCAUCACCUUCCUGGGAUCCAUCAUCUGGAUAGCCAUGUUCUCAUACCUCAUGGUGUGGUGGGCUCACCAGGUUGGUGAAACCAUUGGGAUUUCGGAAGAGAUUAUGGGUUUGACCAUCCUAGCAGCAGGCACUUCCAUUCCUGACCUCAUCACCAGUGUGAUCGUUGCCCGGAAAGGCCUGGGAGACAUGGCUGUGUCAAGCUCAGUGGGCAGUAACAUAUUUGAUAUCACGGUGGGCUUGCCUGUACCCUGGCUCCUCUUCUCUCUCAUCAACACACUGCAGCCUGUUCCAGUCAGCAGCAAUGGCCUGUUCUGUGCAAUUGUCUUGCUGUUUCUUAUGCUCCUGUUUGUGAUCUUCUCGAUUGCAUCAUGCAAAUGGAGAAUGAACAAGAUCCUGGGCUUCACAAUGUUCCUUCUUUACUUUGUAUUCUUGGUAAUCAGUGUGAUGUUAGAAGAUCGAAUCAUAUCCUGUCCUGUAUCUGUCUGAUUCAGUCACUGAUGCUCAAGAUGGACACAGACCAGAAGACCAUGCCAGAAGCUACUGUCCCUCUUGCCACACCAGUCAAAGAAUGGACAUGAUUGAGAAUGCAAACCGGACAGCCUAGACUGUCUGAAGUGACUGUCAUUGUGACUGAGACUUCUCUUUGUAAACACCUGCGUUCCUGGUGGACCAGUAACAUUACAUUGAAAGGGAGAGUUCCUAUCACUCGGGCCUGCGACUCUCACAAAAUCGGCAGGUGGACCCCUGUAGCCAGUGGGCUUUCCAAAUGAGACCUGGGUUAAGACUGGGAUGGCAGAAAUACAACAAGCACCCUUGCCCAUAAUUCCCUGGUCACUCUUGAAGAGCUUCUGGCUGAGGGGUGUAGGUGUCAAAGGCUUGCUGUCCCAGCCACAGCCCCAAACACAUACUGCCAUGUGCUAUUCCUCUUGGUGCAAAUGUGAAGUACAUCAGGUCUGCAGUCAUUGUAAGUUUAGCUAAUGAGUUUAAGGGGCUAAGACUAUGGAGGGGCAGGAAUAAAUUUAUCACCUUAUAGUCCUGUAAGAUGCACACCCAUGUUUUCUAUGUUAAAAGAAGACAUCAGUGUUUAUUGCUGCAUUUCUGAAAAAUGAAUUUAAAACAGGAAACAGCCUAAGAAAUGAAGUGUAUAAUUUGCCUUGAUCUGGAGGCAGAGAUUUGAGGAGGAAACCUACUCUUAGGGCUAUUUAAAAUAGGUCUUACUGGAAAGCCCAUGUUUGCUUUGUCUCCAUCAGUGGUCUCUUGAAGGAUUAGACAUUCUGACACAGCUUCCCUGCUGCCCCUCAACACUUUCUUGCUCUGGAGCGACAACCGUCACUAAAGGGAUGUAUUUGCAGAGAGUACAACCUGGCUUAUAAGCGAUCUGGGGUUCAGUGCUAUGCUUGAAUGCCAACGUAGACAGGUCUGCAGAGCAAGAGUAGUCCUGUGUAGAGUUUAUCAGUGGAGCUUGAGACAAUUUACAAAGGAAAAAAAUUCAAAACUGCUUCGCACAAUGAUGUAU